Molecule: messenger RNA, 639 nt
Organism: Notothenia coriiceps (black rockcod)
Lineage: Eukaryota; Metazoa; Chordata; Actinopteri; Perciformes; Nototheniidae
Product: collagen alpha-1(XXII) chain-like
Exons: 6
Biological process (GO): extracellular matrix organization
Molecular function (GO): extracellular matrix structural constituent conferring tensile strength
Source: RefSeq, a predicted model, not a curated record
GGAACCCGGGGAGACAAGGGAGAGCCCGGAAACCCCGGAUUGCCAGGCUUUAGUGGCCCUAAAGGCCCCUCGGGUCCAUCUGGUCCAGUCGGCCCAGAGGGAAAACAGGGUAUGCCAGGCAGAGUUGGUGAUCGUGGUACCAAGGGAGAAAAGGGAGACGGUGGUACGAAGGGAGAUAAAGGACAUUCAGGAGAGUCAGGUAUGCCCGGAAACCCCGGAUCCCCCGGCAGGAAGGGCCACACGGGGAUGAUGGGCAUGUCGGGGCCCCCGGGAGAAUUGGGCGCUCCUGGGUCACAGGGACCUUCAGGAAACCCAGGGAUCCCCGGACAGAGGGGAGAGUCGGUGUCACUGGAGCAGAUGAGACGCCUCAUCCAGGAGGAGCUGUCCAAACAGUUGGAUGCCAAAAUGGCCUACCUGAUGGCUCAGUUGCAGCCGGCCCAUGUGAAGAGUACUGCUGGCCGCCCAGGACCCCCUGGUCCUUCAGGAAAAGAAGGAUCUUCUGGACGCCCGGGACCCCCUGGAGAGUCUGGUAUGCCUGGACAGAACGGAGGAGAAGGACCCAGGGGACCCUUGGGACCUAAAGGUAGGACACAGACUAAAACAGCACUUUAUUUCAUGCUCUGUGAUUAUUUGUCUUGU